AUGAAAUUUGAGAUUCAAUAAUCUGUAGCUUUCAUUGCAUUAAAUCUCAGAAAAUAGUAGAAAUAUAUAAAAAUCCUUUCGUUCUCCUUUUUCCAGGUCUAACGGUGGUGCGACUGUGAGCAUGAUGCAGAUUACCGAAGAUACACCCCCAGACAUGUUAGCAGGAGCAAUGGACCUAAUUGUACACCUUCCUACUGGAAGAAAUGUUAAAAUGUCUGUUGAAAGAAGCACGCCGAUGAUGGACCUUUUGGUUCAAAUAACCACCACGCACCAGCUCCAACUUUCUAACUACACGCUGCAAACUCUGGGAAUGGCACCAUCAUCCGAUCGUACCGACAAAAUUCUCCCUUAUACACCUAAUACACCGAUUGGCACCCUAGAUACUCAACACAUCAAGGUAGUACCUAAAACGAGGAGUGUUGCGGUACCAAAGAAUAUUCCACCAGGACAUCAACCAUUUGAAAGUACUUUUAGAUUGAAGGUGCACUUACCUCGAAAUCAAUUGUAUGUAACUCGAGUCAGUAGAAAUGUGCUUCUGGAAGAUAUUAUGAAAAAAGUAUGUGAAGAAAAGAAUUUGGAUCCUAUGAAGUAUGAAUUUAAACAUCCAGGAAACAUCAAUGAAACUUUGGAUCCCAAAUUAACAUUGAGCGAUUAUCAGAUCACCGAAAUUUACGUAGUUGGGAAAGGAACACACAGUCUUACUCAAGCAUUUUCCAGUAGCGACAUUAUGGCAUUAAGAAAAGAAGAAGAGAGAAAGCAAAUGCAUAACAAGACUGGAGGAGGUGUAUUCAACUUAAUAUUUAGGAGAGGAAAAUCGAGUAUGGGCUCAGGUUCAAUCUCCAGCGAUACACGUUCGAUUUCACCGACUCAUAGCGACGAUUCUCGCUCAGUGACACCACCUGCUGUCAUUCAGCAACCUAUUCUGCCACCACCGAAGCAAGAUCCGCCUCCCGAACGACCGAAACCUCCACAACGUAAACGGAGACCCGCUCCAAAACCUCCACAGCCAUCGCCUCCUCAGCAGGAGAUACCUAAAGAGGAAACUGUCGUUGAUGCUGAAGAUUCCAAAGAAUCUCGUAGAAAUUCCGAAGAAAAACCCGCGAGCACCGUUUCAGAAGUUAGUGAGUUGCAGUCGAAAAAAAGCGAAACAGGUUUAGUCAUCUGUCAUUCCAGAAAUAGUUCAGAUAGUUCAGGAUACCAUGAAGCAUCAGUUUUAAGUGACAACUGCAACACGUCGUUGCCACGAAGGCCAAAAUCGGCUUUCGUGGGAAGCGCGGAUAUUGAGAAACUGUCCAAGAUGCAUAGUCAAAGUACUACGAACUUGACAAAAAUGGCUUCACAUUCCAAGAGUACAACAAGUUUAGGCUUAACAGGACGUAAAAAGAAGGCCGCGCCCCCACCCCCACCCGCAGUUAGAGCUUCAAACCCCUCAAUAAAUCUAGAACCCGCUAGUCCCGUAGUUGCUAGUCAAUCAACCACUCCCACAAAAGCUACACCCAGUACGCCACUGGAUCCCCUAGUUGCACCAAAUUUACCUAAGCCUCUUCCUAGGGGCAAAAGUAAGGCUCCGCCAGUACCACGUCCCAGAAGUGAAAUUAUUACUGUGGAAACGAUUAUAGAAGAUAUAGAUGAUACAAUUAACAAACCUCCAAGAGUUCCUAAAAUAGAUAAUGAUAUUGUUGUUCAAGAAGUUAUUAAAGAGGUAGUUUCGGCGGACAUUGAGGUAGAAUCAAAUACAUUAAAAAAAGAUAUAGAAACCGUUGAACAGGAAAUAGAAACAUUGAACGAAGAAAUUAUUAAAGAAAACAAAAGUGAUAUUAGUGAAUUGGAAGAUGUACCCACACCUGAUAAAAGUGAAGAUAUUAAUCAUGAUAAAAACGAAGAUAAAGAUAAAAUUGAAGAUACCGAGAAUACAUCAGAAUCUUUUCAUAGUAGUUUAAUUGUAGUUAUAGAUGCUAAUAAUAACACAAAUUCUAGCAACGUAACAGAAGAUUCUGAAAAAUUAGCAUAUAAUAAAAUAAGGGAAUUGCAAAAAAUAUCACAUGAUCUUCUAUUCUCGUCACCUGCUUUUAAAAGCCAUAAAGAUCAAGAACCGCGUAUAACAAGACCUACAAUAAAAAAUACAAAAAUAGAAGAUGUUAAAGAAGAGAGCAUAUGUGGAGAAGGAAACAAUGUAACAGCAGAUGUGAAGGAAACAGCAUUAACACAAGACAUAGCGACAAUAAAUACAAAUAAAAAUGAUGCAGAAAUACAAGAGAAUAUUACAGAAGAUUGUAAAGAUGAUAAAGCAAUAAAAGAUAUUAAAGAAACAGUAUUACUCCCAGAAAAAGCAACUCAGAAAGACAAUUCAGUAAAUGUCUUGCAAAAUAUAAAAGAAAACGUUGUAGCAACUGCAUUGACCCCAGAGACUAAAAUAGAAGAAAUGCAUAGCAAUGUAAAAGAAGAAUCUAGUGAAUUGGGUCCAGUCUGUUCUGAGCUAUCGGUUUCCAAGAAGCUACCACCCGAAAUUGUAGCUGUUAUUCCAAAGCCUCUAUCUGAUAAAAAGUUUAAUUCUUCAAACAAAUAUGACAGUUUUGGUAAAAGAAGACUGCAGAAGCUUUCUUCCAUCUCCAGCCUAAACGAAGAUGAAAACGGUAGUAAAUCGGGUAGUGUGUCAAGUAGAACUUCAGUGUCUUCAGCCUUAGGAGCGUUUAACUUCGUAGACGAGUUUUCCGAUCUAGACGAGAAAGUUUUUACGGGCUCUAUAUCAAAGAAUUUUUCGUUGAAGGACGAGGACUUCUUUAAUGAAUUAUAUGGCAUACACCAUUUGGAAGAUUUUCAAAUUAAAAAGAACCAGUCUGUUAGUAGCUUAAGAAGUCUUAGCAGCCUUCCUGGCUUCUUAAAUUCUGGUAGUGGUAUGAGGAAAUGGGUGAAUACUGAAGACUUAGAUGAACUUUCCAUUUCUGAAGAUCCUAAUUGUAGAUGGGUGAUUGGUGAUUCUGAACCAGAAUCCUUAUCGUCUCAUCAAGCUCUAGAUAGUUUAGCCUCUAUCACGUCUUGCUCAAUAGAUACUUUAACGGAUUCUAAGGAUGUUAUAAAACCUUUCGGUUCUACAGAUAGUGGUAUAGCUCCUGAGACGAAUGAAAAGUUAUCAGAAGUAGAAGAUUUGCGACCAAUUACUCCCCCACCUCCCCCUCUUUUUGUGGACGAACCAACGGAAGUUGUAGAACCUGAGAAGGAACCACACGACAAACAUCAAGAAAAAGUGGAAGAAAGGUUAGAAGAAGUAGAAGCUCAUGUAAUCGAGGAAAUAGAAAAACCUAUAGAAUCUAUUUCAGAAACUAUCACAAAUAAAAAUGAAAGACUGACAGAACUUAGCAUCGAAACUGAAAAAGAAAACUUAGAAGAAAUAGACUGGCAAUACCAAUUACCUUCACCUCCAAAGGCUUUUAGAGAUUCAAGUCCGAUACGAAAUGAAGAUACUCUGUCCGAGACACAGUCUGUAUCGGUAACUGACUUUAAAGAUUCUGUGGUAACUUCUCCAGAACUUUUCGAAAAGCUCAAAUCAAUUGAGGACACUCAAUCCGUUCAAUCUGUUAGCACGUUUGUUGGAGAAGAACCUCCGCUAAAUACCCUUUCACUGGAAAAUUUAGAGAAACGUAAAUCUCUAGUAUACAAUCGAGAAUUAUCCACGAGUUUAAAAAUGAACGAAGAAGAUACUUUUUCCCACUCCUUGAAUAAAUUUGAAAGAACAUUCAUUGAGGUCCAAAAAUCUAGUCAGAAAGAAAUGAGAGAACCUAAGUUCGUACCCAAAUCAAAUACAAAUACGUUGCCCAAUUUCAAAAUAUCCACCUACGACAGGCCUAAACAAAAAAUUAAAGUUUUUGAAGAUGAUACCGUAAGAAGUAACACCGAAUACAUUAACAGGUCUAAAGAGACGGUCAUAGAAAGACAGACCUACUCGUCUACUUUAAACAGGUCUUUUGCAGCAACAUCAAUGGAAAAUAUAUCUGCAAGAAAAACAAGUGUGGAGAGCCAACCAGAAGAAAGAGAAUACAAUUUCUUUCGUCCUGAUAAAGUUAACACCGCUAGAAAUUUUGGACCAGUUUCAAGUGUCUUUCGUUCAGAAUCAUUUUCGAAAGACAACACAUGGUCUCCGCCUAAACCUGUUUCUAGAUCUAAAUCAUUUUUAGCCCUUAACUGGCAAGGUAAAUAUAAAAUUGAAAAACAAAAUAAAGAAGAAGGAAUAGAAAGGAGUAAUAGCUUGUACGAUGUAUCAGGACUACAAAGUUUAGGGAUGAGGCUUAUUCAGAAUAAACUAAAUACCCCAACAACAUCACUUGAAAAUAUUAACGCACCGGAUCAGUCAAAAACCAAAAUCGAUCCUCCAAGAGAAACGCCAAUCACAAAAUUAUCUCCCGUAGAAACGAUCCAGAAACCUCUGUCAACCGAAAGAAUUUAUAAAUAUCGGGGACCACCUUCUAUCAAUAUGGGUACAUGGUCUGACCGUCCAAAGGUUCCAGUUAGUGUGAAAGAGGACGAAGACUAUACUCUUGGGAACAACGUAUCUACUAAACUAAUAGUUAAUACCACUAAUAACAAUGUUACUAGUAAUAACCGAAUAGAAAUAAAAACUAACAACAAAGAAGUACAAUCCUCAAACGAACCAAGUAUAAGCAUUAAAGUAAACGGUUCUGAAGUGCCCACUACGACAACUGAUACCAAAACUGGCAACGUUGUAAUUAAAAUAGGCCCUAGUUCUAAUUCACAACCUAAAAUAAUAGAUAAUCAAACAUUUAUUAAUCACACAACUGCUGUAGGUUAUAGAAAACCCUUUAACGAUAUUAAUAAAAACCAAAGGCCGUACUCUAUAGCCUUCAGUUCCGAAUACGACAUGUCCAGAGUGCCAGUAGUUAGAUCUGUAGAACUUAAAAAACCUUUUAAAGAAUUCGGUAACACUAGUGUAACUCAAAUAUCUCAAGAAACUGCAGCAGAUAAUAAACCACAAAAUGGUUUCUUAGAAGAGAGGAAAGCCGCCCUUAGAAUAAAUAGUUUCAUACCCAACGGUACACCAGUUGUCAGAGGUUUCAAAAGCUUACCUAAAGAAAAAGAAUCAUUCCAACCAAACUCACAAGUGCCUUUUUCACAAGUCACUCUUCGACGAACGGAAUCCAGUAAAAUCUUAAACGAACCGAAAGAGCCUGAGGUAAAACCGCCUCCUCCGCCAAUGAUGCCCAAAGUUAACCUUAAGAAGCCCACUAUUAAACACAUUGAGCCUAGUUUGGAUCCCAGAGAUCAAUUACUAUCUCAAAUACGUAAUUUUGGAGGCAAAAAAGGACUGAAGUCUGUCAAAGUUUAAUUAGUUUUUUUAUGUUAUUUAGAAAGUUGGGUAACAUCUUGCCGAUUUUCUUACAUUUUUAUCAAAAUAAGAAUACCAUUUAUUUCCUGUAUUGUAUUUUAUUUAUUUUAUUUACUAUUAUCUGUACAUUUUAAAGAGACAGUAUUUGUUAUUCAUUGGGAACAAGAUAAAAUAAUUGUUAAAUAAAGGAAAGUAAAAAAUAUUACAUACUAUCUUUAAAGGAAAUUAAUCACAAUUGAAAAUACUUUUAUUUUGACAUUUCGAUUUGCAUUUUGAAAAUGUUUCUCAAAAAUUCUGAAGUUGAAAUCGAAACGUAAAAAUAAACCUAUUUUAACUAAAAUUGUGCUUAAUUCCCAUUAAAGAUAAUAAAUAACAUUAAAAUGCCACAAGAAAAGAGACCAUGCCACAAAUCCAUAUUAAGUAAAAGAUUGGCAUCCCCACCUCCCACCACUAUUUUUUGUCUAUAAUAUUUAAUAAUUAUAUUUUUUUCAUCGAUAAUCAAGUAAUAUUAUUUUUAUAUAAGUCGUUACUUCUAUACUUAUUUACAUUAGUUUGUUGUACGGUAUGGCAUUUAUAUAUAUAUAUAUAUAUAUAUAUAUAUAUAUAUAUAUAUAUAUAUAUAUAUAUAUAUAGCGCUACAGGCCUUGUAGGCCCAUAGCUUCUAAAAACUUGGUUAUUUCCCUCCAUUUUUUCGGUCUUUUGCUUUCUCCAAUUUCACGCCUAUUUCUAACAAGUCUUACUUCACUGCUUCCAACCAAUUCUCUUUCGUACUUCCUCUUCUUUUUUCCCAUUUCUUCCUUCUUCAGUAUUGUGUUAACAUUUCGAUUCUCUGGCAUUCGUAUAAUGUGACCAAGCCAUCCAGCUCUUUGGGCUCGUAUUUUUGCCCUAAUUGCUGCCUGCUGGUUUUCGAUACAUGCAUCCUCAUUAUUUCUUUAUUUCUGUCAAAUAUAGUGUAUUAUAUAAAGAUCGUACAUGUUUGAUUUAUUUCUUCUCAUAUAUUGCUUCUUACUGGAAGUAUAUUUUAUGUAUUUAAGUGAAUGCAAAUCUCUUAUACAAGAAUAUUAAAAAAUUUUCAUUAAGUUACAAAAUUAAAAUUGUUUGAUAUAAGUAGAUUGAAAAUAUAUCAAAUCUUGAAUUAAGCUGUCGUAAGCAGUAUCCGAGGAAAUAGGUAUAUAAUUAUAUUGUAGUAUUUUCCAUUACUUUCAUGGAAACAUACAAAAUCUAAAUUAUCUUUUUAAUUCUAAGGCAAACUUGGCGAGGUGUUACACCCGUUAUAUUAUUAUGUGUAUAAAGUUAUUGUGAAUAUGUAUUCUGAAUAAAGUAGUCAUGUGUAUUAUCAUUUUAAAAGCUCAAUAUUUUAAACGUAAGCUUGUAUAUUAAUACAAUUUUGUAAAGAAAUAUCUUUUUACCACUUAGUAGAUAUAUACUUAAUAAAGGUAACAUUUUUUUUGUUUGUCUAUAUAUGUGCAACAUUUUCUUGCUCUAACUAUCUAUUUUGCGAGACAUAGAACUUAUAGGGACCAAAGGUUUUGUGGAAUAUUUUUAUUUAUUUGUUACAUACUCAAUACUGUAUUGUUUUAAAAUUAAUAAAUUAUUUAAUUACUA
Molecule: messenger RNA, 6943 nt
Organism: Diabrotica balteata
Lineage: Eukaryota; Metazoa; Arthropoda; Insecta; Coleoptera; Chrysomelidae
Source: the annotation of a GenBank genome assembly